This is a messenger RNA of Exophiala bonariae, 2301 nucleotides long. RefSeq lists its product as uncharacterized. The transcript has a single exon. The record is from RefSeq and is a predicted model, not a curated record. NCBI's taxonomy places the organism in Eukaryota, Fungi, Ascomycota, Eurotiomycetes, Chaetothyriales, Herpotrichiellaceae. The coding region runs from base 1 to 2301 and encodes 766 amino acids.
AUGGCCGACUAUUCAUACCCGAAUAUCCUUUCAAGACCAAGUACUGCUAGCACUUUAGUCAACAAGAUCUCGCGGCCAGCAGGUUAUCGACCACAACACCAACAUGAAGAUUCUGAAUCAACUCUCCACGGCGAAGAUGUACAGUUCAAUUUUUCAACAAAAUUCGAACAAAAUGAUAUUGAUACCAGUUAUCAUUCUCCAGAGAUCAUUGUGGAUGAGAGAACCAUAGCUCGUCUCUCUAGACAACCACCACCGGGUCAAUAUGGAGGUGUCACAAGCAGACCGACUUCAGCCUCCUCGAUAUGGCUUCCCUUUCUUCUUGUGCUGAUCCCCAAUAUCGCUUGUCCAGCUGUGUUACUCGGCUUGAUCUUUGUCUACAGAUUCCAACCACAGGACGACAUCUUUGCCCAAUAUCGAUCGAUAACACAGCAGUUUCCGGGAUACAUUCUUGUCACCAUCUCAGCUACGAGACUAGCCAUCAUCUCUUCCAUUGCUUCCACUUUGGCUCCCUUCUUGACGUCGUUCAUCAUGGGAGUUUGGAAAGUUCACGUUGUUGGUAAGAUUCGACGACAAUCGAGAACGAUGGGGAACAGUGAAUCCUCCGUCUCUGAUACCCCACAGCUCAGUCUUCUGAUUAGCCUCCUUGCUGCAUCAAUGGGAGGACUGGUCAGCUAUUUACGGGACUGCCGGCCCUGGUUCUUUGGUGGACGAUCAAAUCAAAAGAGACAAACCAUUACCCGACAAAUUCACUCCUCGGCAUCGAUUUUCUCACUGAGCAUUUUACUGGUUAUCAGCAUGUUCAUUGCAGACACAAUCUUUCAUACAUAUACGGAUGCUGUCAGUAUCCUGGAAGUCAGACCUUCAUCGACAACCACGCCUCUUGGUCAUCGCUUGAUUGACAAAUGCGAGAAUUUUGAUCGGUCCCAGAACUUAUGUCUCCCAUGCACGUGGGACGCCUUCGGCUCAACGACGGAAUUCCAGCAACUAACCAACUCUGUCUACCAAGUACGAACCAACAUCUCGCAAACCUCGCAAAUUCAGAGCGUCGGGUCAGGGCUGUCCAUCCUCCUACCAAGCGCAGCCCGGCUCCCCAACGCGACAGAGUACCGAGCCAAAACCAUCGGCGUAUCAACACAGUGCCAACCAAUCACCAAAUCAUGCAAUCCAAUCUUGACCACCGACGCCUACACCCAAUUCAACUGUUCAGACUCGUUCCGUGGAAUCAUCAACAAAGCCCCCGUCAAACCCGAAAACUCAUCCUUCACCAUCGCCGACCCCGACACACCACCCUUGAACCUCAAACCAAGCGCAUACCUCCAACUGGGAAUGUUCGAAGACAGUGCCUUAUCCACCCCGUACAACCCCGUCAACUACAAUACAAGCUCCGAAGGCUGGGCUAUGGCAUUCGGCACGUCGUCCAGCAGCGCCUGCCCCAGCGACGCCUCCCUCCUCUCCACCAUGCACGUCGGCGUCGCCGGCCGCUUCGACCUGACAUCCACACGCGUGGACGUCGACCUCCUCAACGACACAGGUCUGUUCUCCACCGGCGCCACCCCGUACUACAUGGACUUCAUGUUCGGCUGCACGGUCUCGGCCGUGGAAGUCGAGUACAUCUGGGCAGAGAACACGGUGUGCAGCACCAUCUCCACCGCCGUCAACGGCUCCCUCCUCGACAUGUACGUCGGCCAGCUGCAGUACUACACCAACUCGCCGGGCAACGACUGGACCAACGACAUCCUGCAGAUGGCGCUGCAGGACGACAGCGCCGCCAUGGCCGACACGUGGGCCAACCUGUUCGGGAACCGCGUGCUGAGCGUCAUCGGCGGCUAUUCCGUGCUGAGCGACAGUCUCGCGCAGCAGACGCGCCGUGAUGCCCUCGUCGCAAAGGUUCCCGUGGGCCCACUGGCGUUCCUCGUCGCCUGUAGUGCGGCGUACAGUAUGUUGGUGCUGAUCAUUGCGGUCGAUGGCUGGAGGGUCGCGCGGAGGGAUCCCGGCGUCUAUGGCUAUGCGAAGGAACUGGAUUUCACGACGCAGUUGGGCAAGAGUCUGGGAAGAUCCGAGACGGACUUUUCGGCUAACGCUAGUGGAAGUGGCCUGACUUCGAGAGCCGAUGCUGCUCGCCAUAAUCCUGUGGCGGAUCUUCACCAUGUCUACGGUCAUGAGAGGAGUUAUGCCGGGAGUAAGGAGUCGAUCCCCGCCGCGACAAGCCUGAAUCAUGGUGGUGGUGGCGGUGGUGAUGAAUCGAGCAUUUUGAGACAUGCUUCGCAGAGGAAUAAUGGGUCCAUGCCUGCUUGGAUAUAA